AAAGUAUAUUCUAUAAUCACACUUCAUUCUUCUUUCUAUAUUCACUAUGAAAUCUCAAACAAUAACUUUUGUAUAUUUAUUUAUUUUCAUUGUAGUAACGCAUUCUUCCCGUAUAAGAAUGACAAAUGUUGGUCAAGUUGCUGAGAAGGUAGAUUUUGGUGAGGCUUUUGGUCCAGGUGCUGAGAUGAUAGAUUUUGGUGAAGUUGUUGGUCCAGCAGUUGAUGUUUCUGAAGCUACUGCCACUCAGGGAAACAAGAAAUGUUUCUUUUGCUGCAUUGGGAAAAAUUGGGGGAAGCGUAUACUUUUUAUUCUUAUUCCUGCUCCUCCAACUCCAACUCCUCCUUCCUUUGAAUGAAUUAGUAAAUAUAGGAUUUGGAUUUUUAUAAUAUAUUAAAUAAAAAUAAUCCAUAUCCAUUUUACUAUU
Molecule: messenger RNA, 424 nt
Organism: Lathyrus oleraceus (garden pea)
Lineage: Eukaryota; Viridiplantae; Streptophyta; Magnoliopsida; Fabales; Fabaceae
Exons: 2
Coding region: 47-355 (102 amino acids)
Source: RefSeq, a predicted model, not a curated record